Messenger RNA from Lethenteron reissneri (Far Eastern brook lamprey), 2212 nucleotides. Its product is annotated as collagen alpha-1(IX) chain-like. The record is from RefSeq and is a predicted model, not a curated record. Gene Ontology annotation, cellular component: extracellular matrix. NCBI's taxonomy places the organism in Eukaryota, Metazoa, Chordata, Hyperoartia, Petromyzontiformes, Petromyzontidae.
GUCUUUCCCAUCCACGCAGGGGGACAGAGGGCCUCCCUGGGCAAGUCGGGAUGCCAGGUCUUCCUGGCAAGAAGGGUGAAUCGGGACCCCCUGGGGAGCUGGGACCAGUGGGACUGCGUGGACCGGAGGGAGAUGCUGGCGAACAAGGCCCUUCGGGACCCUUAGGUCUCCCCGGCCCGGCUGGCCCCAAAGGUGAUUCUGGCCUGCAAGGGCUCCCGGGCCCCCCUGGCCUUCCUGGGGCCAAAGGAGAGAAGGGAUCUACCGGUGAGGCUGGAGCCAAAGGAGUCCAGGGCAACCCAGGAUUGGAGGGCAUUCAGGGAGAGAAAGGAGGACAGGGAGGUCCUGGUGACGUUGGGCCCAAGGGUGAUAUUGGAAUCCCCGGGGAGCAAGGCCCACGCGGACCCAAUGGCCUUCGGGGUGUCCCAGGCCUGGACGGGCCGCCGGGCCCUCCCGGCCCCCGUGGCCUGCAGGGAGACCGCGGAGUGACGGGACUGCCGGGACGGCAAGGAGAUGCUGGUAAAGAACCAGGAGACCAGCACAUCAGGGACGUCUGCAUGAGGAUACUCCAGGAGCAACUGGCACAGCUGGCCGCCAGCAUCCGGAGACCGGAGGCAGGCGGCAUGGGCCCUCCUGGCCGCCCGGGGCCCCCCGGUCCUUCCGGCUCUCCGGGCUCAAGCGGCCUUCCUGGGCAGCCUGGCACGCGUGGCCUUCCUGGUCUGAAGGGCCCCCCCGGCGUCAUCGGCAACACUGGGCCCAAGGGCGACCAAGGAGACAAAGGAGACAAGGGGGAGACAGGACGUGGACCUCGAGGAAUGCAGGGACCACCAGGGCCUCAAGGGGAGCCGGGACGGCCUGGAUACGGCAAGGACGGGCGCGACGGCGAGCGAGGCCCUCCAGGACAGCCGGGAGAGGUUGGGCGGCCAGGGUCCCCCGGCCCAUUCGGGCCACCCGGAUUCUGCGAUCCAGUUUCCUGCAUCGGGCCGGCCGCCUACCAGGGCGUCGCGUCGGACACGAAAGGACCGUGAAGACGGCAAGCGGCGUAACCACCAUCAUCAACGCAACAACCGCCGCCGCCGCCGCCACCAUCAUCAUCUUCUCUCCUUUCCGAAAAAGGGCCACUCGGCCGACAUCAGUGGUGGCCCCGUUACCGAUGGAUGUGUGCGUCGUUGUCCUCGUCGCCAUCGUCGUUGACAAAAAAAAAUUACGUGCAAAUAAAAUGAAGGAUGAGACCCUUGGUUGUUGUUAAAGCAAAAACAACGUUGGUAUUGCUGUUUCAAUACCGUCGGCAGAUUGUGUUAGUUGUUGAAUAAUGUGCACAUUUGUAAUGUGACAAUUUGGAUUUUUUUUUCUCCUUCUGUUCGGCAAUGCUUUAUCAGCCUGUGUGAUGUCUGUCAACUUUGACGUGCAUUUUUUGUUAUGGUAUUAUGAUCCCAUUUAAAUGAUUUUAUUUGGGUUCGCACACUAUCCCAUUCUUGUUUCAUACUUCAUUGCCUCGUAUGCACAUAUGUACACCUUGACAACUAACGCUGUCUCCUUGACAAUUAUUUUUUAAAGUAUUUUUUUGUAAUUGAUUAAAGUGUACCAGUCUUCUGAUUAUGACCUGAGAGGUGAAAUCGUAAUUAUGCAUUAUCUACUAUACUUGAUAACGGUUUUUUUCCCCAAAAAAGUUGAGGUGCUAGAUUUUACGGUGCGGCUAAAGUAAGUGAACACUUAAGCAGAAUUUUUUUUUGUUCUCCGAGAACUGUCCUCGAAACUUGCAUCCUUAACCCCUUCAGUCGUUGAGAAAGUACUAUCAGGAGUGCUGCAUGGUCUGUUAUUUAGCUGCGUGGACAUUUUUGGAAGUUGUACCACACAAGUCCUGAAUUUGCCACUGCACCCCCCCCCCCCCCACUUCUCUCUUCCUGCAACCAAACCUAAAAUCUCCCCAGCGAAACCACAACACCACACUCAUGGCCAAGCCAAGCUACUGUGUGGGCAUUAAGCCCGCGUGUCCACACUCUGGAGAGCUGAAUUGUAUACACGAGCCAAAAACAAUAUAUACUCGUCAUGGCCCACCCACACUUUAAAAACGUGCACACGCAUCGCAAACGCACGCGCGCACACAAGCAUUCCUUUUGAACUUGGUGCUUUAAAACAAAAAUAAUCACAGCAAGUGUAUUUCGGUAACUGAAGAUGUAAAUUAAGAAAAAAAUAAAAACUACAUUUUUCCAUU